UCUUCCCAGCAUGGGCCCAGCUGUUCCCACUGUGAUCCCAGUAUGAUCCCAAUGUCUUCCAUCAAAGUUCCAGUUGUUGCCAGUUCCUCACAGUAUUAUCCCAGCUGCCCCUGGAAUAAUCCCAGUCCCUCUCAUCAUGUUCCCAGUGACUCCCAGUUGCCCCCAGUGUAGAUCCACUCACUCCCAAUUGCCUGUUUUUUAUGGACCCCAGAUGCCCAGUGACUUCUAGAGAUGCUCUUGGGCAGAGAGACCUUCAAACUCAACGUGCUCAUCCCUUGUUUUCCCCAAAAUGGGAUUUCUAAUUCCCAAACCUUUGCAGGAUGGAGGAGGAGGCUGUGAGGAAGAGGAAGGUGCCCCAGGACAGCCAGGCAGACAAGGAGCUGAGCAUGGAGACCAGGGAGGACAAAUCCCCACGGCAGAUCCUCGUGGAAGAGGCCGUUUUGAGCGGCUCCACGGUGCAGGAAUCCAACGGGGAGGAAAAGUCCUGGCGAUCCCUGGUGAGAAGAGACUGCAAAAGCAGAUCACGAGGAUCUGAGGAGGAAAGAGCCACCCUGUGCCAGGAAGGCGGCCAGAGAUGGAGCCAGAGCUCAGACCUGGUGGUCUAUGAGCAGCUUCAUGAUGGGGAGAAGCCCCACAAGUGCUUUGGGUGUGCGAAGAGCUUCAGCUGGCGGUGCGACCUGCUUCGCCACCAGAGGAUUCACACAGACGAACGGCCCUACGAGUGUGGGGAAUGUGGGAAGAGCUUCAGGGAGAGCUCCCACCUGAUCAGUCACCAGAGGAUCCACACUGGGGAGAGGCCCUAUGAGUGUGGGGAAUGUGGGAAGAGCUUCAGGCAGAGCUCCAACCUAACACAGCACCACAAGAUCCACACUGGGGAACGGCCCUACGAGUGUGGGGAAUGUGGGAAGAGCUUCAGGAAGAGCUCCAGCCUGAUAGAACACCAGAGGAUCCACACUGGGGAGAGGCCUUACGAGUGUGGGGAAUGUGGGAAGAGGUUCAGCCGCAGCUCCAGCCUGAUCUGCCAUCAGAGGAUCCACACUGGGGAGAGGCCCUACGAGUGUGGGGAAUGUGGGAAGAGGUUCAGAGAGAGCUCCAGCCUAACCAAGCACCACAAGAUCCACGCUGGGGAACGGCCAUACAAGUGUGGGGAAUGUGGGAAGUGCUUCAGGCACCGUAGCCACCUGACUGUACACCAAAGGAUCCACACUGGGGAGAGGCCCUACAAGUGUUCCGAGUGUGGGAUGGGGUUUCUGACCAGCUCCCAGCUCCUUGAACAUCAGCAGACACACACAGAGGAGAGGCCCUUCCAUUGCCCCGACUGUGGGAAGGGCUUCAAGCACAACUCCAACCUCACCAGCCACAGGCGCAUCCACACCGGGGAGAGGCCCCACGAGUGUGAUGUAUGUGGGAAGAGCUUCAUACGGAGCUGUGACCUGAUCCGCCACCAGAGGACCCACACUGGGGAGAAGCCUUAUGAGUGUGAUAAAUGCAGCAAGAGGUUCCGCACGAGCUCCAAGCUCCUCGUGCACCAGCGGAUUCACACAGAGGAGAGGCCCUUCCGCUGUCCUGACUGCAGGAAGGGCUUCACUCAGAACUGCGCCCUUGUCAGACACCAGCGCAUCCACACUGGGGAGAGGCCCCACGAGUGUCCCCAGUGUGGGAAGAGCUUUUCACAGAGGUCUCACAUGACCCAACACCACCUGAGGCACCAGUAAGGGAAGCCCUGUGAGUGCCCUGAGUGCAGGAAGAGCUUUGUGCACUGCUCCAGCUGCGUCCCCCACUGGAGGACCCACGUUGGGCAGAGCCCUGGUCACCCACAUUCCCUGUGAUCCAUGUCGGGAAGACACGUGGCUGGUUAUCCUUUUAUUUUGGCCGGGCCGUAAUUUUUUUCUCCUCUCUCUUAAUUUGCACUCCAGAAGUCAAGAGGGAUCCAUCUGUCACCUCAAAACCACUGAAAUCCCACUGAGAACAACUCAACCUUACCCCAAAAGGGCUCAAUCCCACCCCAGAAUGGCUUGUUCCCACCUCAGAAAAACUCAAUCCCACACCAAAUUUACUCAAUUCCACAGCUGCCAGGGUGAGAUGGGGCUGGAAGGAGAUUGGGAGAAGUGGGAUCCAAAUUUGGAGUGGUGGGAUUGGGAUUGUGCAUGGCUGGGUGGGUAGGAUGUAUUUGAUAGUAAACCACUUCUGUGGUUAUAAUGUGGGGCCAGGUCAUGUCUGUCACCCUCCCUUACAAGGGGGGCUGAGAUCAUCUCCAUUCCUGCUUACCUGGGGGAUGGGCUGGAGGUGCUCUCCACGGAGGGGAGUUUCUGGUGGGGGCUCUGCAACCAUCAUUGCCAGGUGGAAAGAGAGGAGAGGAGAGGA
Hirundo rustica (Barn swallow) is the source of this 2364-nucleotide messenger RNA. RefSeq names its product zinc finger protein 501-like. Gene Ontology annotation, cellular component: nucleus. Lineage: Eukaryota; Metazoa; Chordata; Aves; Passeriformes; Hirundinidae. Gene Ontology annotation, biological process: regulation of transcription by RNA polymerase II. The coding region runs from base 321 to 1715 and encodes 464 amino acids. Gene Ontology annotation, molecular function: RNA polymerase II transcription regulatory region sequence-specific DNA binding; DNA-binding transcription factor activity, RNA polymerase II-specific. The transcript has 2 exons. The record is from RefSeq and is a predicted model, not a curated record.